Messenger RNA from Lytechinus variegatus (green sea urchin), 4777 nucleotides. RefSeq names its product UDP-glucuronosyltransferase 2C1-like. Gene Ontology annotation, molecular function: UDP-glycosyltransferase activity. Lineage: Eukaryota; Metazoa; Echinodermata; Echinoidea; Temnopleuroida; Toxopneustidae. The record is from RefSeq and is a predicted model, not a curated record. The coding region runs from base 72 to 1649 and encodes 525 amino acids. The transcript has 4 exons.
AUGUAGAAAUUCCGCGCCUACGUUCUGCAUCAAAAUGAUUCUCGCAGUUAGGUAAAGUUUGGUACUUGACGAUGGGUUCUUUCAGAACAAUACUCGGCGUUUUGCUUUGGUUUUUACAAAUCGCACAAGGGAGAGGGAGUAAUAUUCUGAUAUACACUUCAUAUGGCGCAGGAAGUCAUUUUAUGUGUGCAGCUCAUAUUGGAAACGAGCUAAAGCGGCGUGGCCACAACGUCACUGUCAUAAUUAGCAAUGCCUAUGAGAAUAGGUCAAAGGAAGAACAGUACAAAGACUUGCAAUUUGAGAUCUUCAAGCACAGUGUGCCGGUUGAAGAAGUGUGGAGGAGGCAUGAACUUAUUACAAAAGGGGUCUUCAAAGGAACUUGGCGUCAAGAGAGCUGGUAUAGGAUGAGUGAAGCUAUCAACGAGUAUAUUGGUGAUUGUGAGGAUUUGUUCAACGACAAGGAACUUCUGCAAAGACUUCGUCAAGCUCAGUUUGAUGUUGCAUUGGUUGAUCCUUAUUUUCCGUGCACGUUGCUUGUAGCUGAGUAUGCUGCCAAAAGACAUGUGUCGAUCAUGGCUACCUCGUUUUCACACCUUGCUAGAUACAAUGGGAACCCUUCAAACGCUGCCUACAUGCCAGAGAUGAGCCUUGGUUUCACAAAUCAGAUGACCUUGAUCCAAAGGGCUAUCAACUGUAUAAUGGUUUUAAUUAAUGAAUGGAUGAGAAGAAUGACCGAUGUCGUUUCAGCCAUCCAGGAUGCCCAUGGAAUCUGCCCGGGGCUUCGUCCCAGUGACCUCUAUCAAAGGUCACAACUGCUCCUUGCCAAUGUUGAUUUCGCCUUUGAGUUUCCGGUUCCAGUGAUGCCUAACCUGAUACCAGUUGGUGGCAUUAUGACGAGACCAGCAGGCAGUCUAACUCAGGACCUGGAAGAAUUCGUCCAGAGUUCAGGGGAUGAUGGAAUCAUCAUCUUCUCUCUCGGGACCUACGUGAUGCAUAUGGAAGAAGAGUUUAUUGUCAAAUUUGCAAAUGCCUUCGCCAGACUUCCGCAGAAGGUGCUCUGGCAGUUCCGUGGAACAGCGCCACCUCUCGUUGACAAGAUACCCAACAUAAAGACCAUGGAAUGGCUUCCUCAGAAUGACCUGCUCGGUCACAAUAAAACACGUGUUCUAAUGUACCAAGGAGGAAACAACGGUCUCUACGAAGCGCUUUAUCAUGCAGUUCCCGUCGUCGUCAUACCCUUGUUCGCUGACCAGUCCGACAUCGCAGCUAGGGUGACGACUCGAGGCAUGGGCCUCUCACUCGAUAUAGUGACCGUAACAUCGGAGAAGAUCGUAGACGCCCUCAAUGCCGUUAUACAUGAUAAGAAAUACAAAGAAACGGUUACAAAGCUGUCGGCGAUAUUCCAUGACCGACCGAUGACACCUCUUGAAACGGCAGUCCACUGGAUCGAACACGUCCUCAAGCACGGUGGCGGCUACAUGCGAUCACCGAUUCAUGACCUAACCUGGUAUCAAUAUUACCUUCUCGAUGUCGUCGCCGUUUUCCUUCUCGUUUUCAUCACAUCAAUUGUUUUUGUGGUGUAUUCAUGUAAACUUACUUUUGAGGGAUGCAAGCGAAUGUUUAUCGGUAGCAAAGCUAAAACUGAAUAAAGACACCUUUUGUCUGUUGGGGGCACUAGCAGUCUGCCCCCCGCCCCCCUGACGAGUCACAACCCAUGCAAAGGACUUAUCCCUGCCCCCCUCCCCCCUGACGUGCUUGAAAUCUUUUUUUUUUUGCUUGUCAAUUUUUUUGGCGGACGGUUCCCCCCGGUACACAUGCCCCCAAACAGUAGCGUAUAGGAUUUUCCACGGGGGGGAGGGGCCUGUGGAAAAUCCUGGGUACGCUACUGGUUGGGGGCAUGAGGACAUAAGUAAUGACGUCAGGGGUGAAAAGGGGUGGCACUUAUUCCCCAAAGAAAAUUUGACAUGAAAAAAAAAUCAAAGGAAUAGUGUCAGAACGACAUAUUUCUUGGAAAUGCUUUCAAAAAACAUUUUUUAAGAAUAUGUGCAUAACAUUAAUGAAACAUUAACUUUAUUAUGAUAUCAAGCAUAUGUUUUGAUGGCCAGACAAGAAAAAAAUAAAGACAUUUUUUUUAAAUGUUAUAAAAAUAAUAAUAAUAAUUAUACUCAACAUUUAUAACGCGCUUUUCCCACAUAGCCUAAAACGCUCACAAUUUAAGUUCAUUUAUUUAUACAAACAGAUAAUCAGAAUUACAUAUUAAAUGAAGGCAAUGUCCAAUGUCCAAUCAUGAUGUUAAAAUGACAUGAAAAAAACAUUAAGAAAACGAAAUAAUGAGUUUCUGACAUUUUUAUAAUGUUGCAUAAUUAAUGUAAAAAUAUAAUUUUUAGAAAGUUCUUAGGAUUUUUUGGCAACAAAAUCUAAUGUUAUAAAAAGUCAUGAAAAUAUGUUUUCAAAAUAUUUCAACAAAACGUUUUUGAAAAAUGUUUUUUUGAUGUUUUCUAAAACUUUUUCUAAAAUGUAUUAGAAACAUAAUAAUUUUGACGUUUUUGUGAUAUCAUUUUAACAUUUUGAGAGAAACGCAAUAUUUUAAUGACAUAUUUAAAAAUUUAUAUCUUUGAUGUAAAAACAAAAUUUUCAAAACGUUGUUAGAAUAUUAUGACAGUAAUAAUAAAUGUUCUUGAAAUUAUACGAAACGAUGAUUUUACAAUAUUUUAAAGAAACAUUUUUUGAAAAAGGUGUUUCAAUUUUUUCCAAUUUUUUUUAAAAAUGUAUAAAAACAUUUCCCUCUUUUACGCUUUUGUGAUGCAAUACAUGUAUUGACAUUUUUUGAGAAACACAAUAACAUUUUACCAACAUCUUUAAAAUGUGACACAUUGAAUGUUAAAAUAUCAUUCUAAAAACGUUGUUACAAUAUUCUAAAAUUAGCAUCAAACGUUCUUGAAAUGUUAUGAAACUACGUUUAUACAAUAUUUCAACUCAACGUUUUUGAGAAAUGUUUUCCUAAUAUGUUUCCAAACGUUACCGAAUGUAUUUUAGACAUAUUUUCCAAUGUUUUUAUGAUAUGAUUUUUACUUUUUUUCCAAAAAUUUAGUAAUAUUCUACUAACAUUUUCAGAAGGAUAUAUAUUUAAUGAAAAAUCGACAUUUUAAAAAAUGUGUUAGAAUAUGAUAAUAACGUCAACGAUUAUUGAAACGUAAAAAAAUAUAUAUUUGUUAUAAUAGUUCGACAAAACAUGUUGAUUUUUUUCUCAUAUUGGCCAAAAUAUUUCAGAAUGUGUCAGAAAAAUCCUUAUUUUAGUGUCUUGUAUUUUAUAAUACAAUUCUCUAACAUUUUAUAACUUUAGUAUUAUGUUUAUACAUGGGAUUUAAAAAUACAUUUUAAGGUUGUUAUAAUAUCAUACCAAUAACAUCAAGCGUUCUUGAAUUGGUAUGAAACUAUGUCUUUCGAUUAUAUAACAUCGUUCUUAUAAUGUCAUACAAUAUGUGAAAAAACAUUAAAAUGUGUUCGUAGUAUAUCACUAAAAUAACAUAAAAUUUUCUCGAAAUGUCAUGAUAAUAUUUUAAACUAUUUUAACAAAACAUUUUUUUAGAAAUGUUUUUAUAAUUUCUUUUAAAAAGUGUAUCAGAAACAUACAUAUUCUGAUUUCUUUUAUAUCAUUUAAACAUUUUUCUAGAAACAACUAUUUACUAACAUCUUUAUGUAUUGGGUGUGACAAUAACAUCAAACGUUCUCGAAUAAUUGUGAAAAUAUGUUAUUAAAAAAAUGAACAUAUAACAAAAGGUUUUGUAAGUUUUAUCCAAUGUAUUUAUCGUAAUAACAUCUCUAUAUUACGAUAAAUACAAAAGAUAAAAAUACAAUUUCAAAGGAUAGCUAGAACUUAAUGAUAAUAGCAUUAAAGUUGUAGAAAGGUUAUCAAAAUAUUUUUCCAAAUGUUUUUCCAAAAUAUUGAUGGAUUGAAUAGUUUACAAACAUCUUUACCCGAAUGCGAAUUUCAUUUCAGUGAAAUAAAAUGAAAGAUUAUGUUUUUAAGCCAUUGUCGUACAUUGAUUGUUCAAAGUCUGUUUAAGUGGAGUUAGUGGCAUACAUCCAUAGCUUCUUAAAUUGGGUGCUCCUUUUCAGUAGAACCAUUGGUUAUUUAUACAAUAUGACAUUUUUAACUUGUACUACUAGAAGAAAUUUAAAGACGACAAGAAUUACUUCAAGACAUAAAGGAGUGUCAUAUGAUGUUGGUAAUUUGAGACCAAUAUCUGUUCUACCUGCCUCGUCUAAAAUAUUAGAAAAAGCAAUCCACAAUCAACUUUAUGAAUACUUGAAUGAAAACGAAUUGGCAACAAAUUCCCAGUCAGGUUCCAGACCGUUGCAUUCAUGCCUAACUGAAAUUAAAGACUAUUUGUCUGAUAAAAUGGAUCAGGGGCGAAUGAUCGGAGGUAACUAAUUGUAUUAGUGAAAGUGUUAGAAAUAAAUCAGGCGUCCCACAGGGCUCCAGUUUGGGUCCAUUAAUAUUUUGUAUUUUUUUCAAUGAUGUAUGUAACUUGAAUUCGAAUGUUAAUUCCAAAUGCGUCUUCAUGCAGAUGAUACUGCUACUUUCUCUUAUGAUAUUUUAUCUAAGGAGGUUAAAGAAAAUUGCAAAGUGAUUUUGAUGUUACCUGUAACUGGCUCGACCAAAACGUGCAUUUGCAUAAAAAAGUCAUAGGAAAAGAUUGAAAUUGAUGCUUUAAUGAUAAAAUAUAGAAAUGAACCCAAAGAAAAUGUGAAAUAUAGUGAAAUACUUCAUGUA